GAGUUGAGAUAACACAUUUUGUCGCAAUCGCGGAGGCAAGGUUGCCAAAGGCAUGGCCGUCUCCACUUCGGCGGACGGCUCCCCGUUGCAGAUAUCGCUCGAACGAUUGACCGCAAGUCCAGCUGAAUAUGCCUUCCCGCAGCAAGCUGUGGCUCGAUCUGGGACGUACCUGCAACUUGAGCCUCGGAAAUCUGGGAAUGGGCCUUCUCAUCAGCAUAAGAGGUGUCGCUUUGCUGGACUUGGCUGAGAUAUAUGGAACAAGCAUCGCAAGCAUAUCCUACCUUAUCACCACUUUCGGCGUGGGCAAUCUCAUCGGCUCUCUACUUGGAGGCAAGCUACAUGACACGUACAACACGCAGUUGGUCUCAAUCUUGGCAAUGGCAGCGACCUGCGUCACAGCCACCAUGAUUCCACUCAGUGGCAUCCUAGCAUUGGCACACGUUACCACGUUCCUCUGUGGAAUGAGCGUGGCUGCGUUUGCCACUGGGGCGAACAUCUGGAUCAUCAGGAUGUGGACAGAGAAUAGCAGCCCGGCGCUGCAACUCUUCCACUUGGCCUUUGGUAUUGGCGGUCUCCUGGGUCCGUUCAUCGCGCGGCCUUUCCUGUCCAACAGUGACGGCGGCAACACGACCGCAUCGAACACUACUGACAACCUAUACCUGACCCAGAACAGUAUCGCUUACCCGCCCAUCGACGUGGUAGAGCUGGCCAAUAGCUCCGUCGCUCAAAAUGGCACGGGCGAGUCGAGUGUUUACUACGCAUUCGGCAUCGUCGGUGCAUUUUAUUUAGUUCUGACUGUUUCUAUGAUCGUCCUUUACAUUAUAGACAAUGUGGACUUCAAACCUGCAGUACCUGAAGGCGAGGGCUCCAUGCCAGCUGAGGAACCGCGUAGCCCUGCCCGCUUUACCCGAAUCGUUCUGGCAACAAUGUGCGUCUACAUAGGUAUCUACGUAGCACUCGAGUGUACCACGUCCCAGAUGGUUGCUUCGUUUGCAGUCAAAAGCCAGCUCCACUUCUCGAAGUCGUUGGCUUCUCGCGUCGAAUCCGUGUUCUUCUUCUCCUUCGCCGCUAGUCGCCUCACCGCGAGCCUGAUUGCAAUCAAAGUUUCCGCCUUCUGGAUCCUAGUUUCAGCGCACGUCAUUCUCCUGCCCACGGCCGUGAUGCUUACGCUACUGGGUUCCAGCAGGUCCACGGUGCUCUGGCUCUCCAGCGCUCUCUUUGGUGUCGGACAAGGACCAAUCUACGCCGCUUUAAUAUCCUGGACGUCCGGGCAUAUCAGUCUAAACAACAAGAUGAUGUCUCUAGCUGUUGUCACCGAAGGCAUCGGAUCAAUGACGGCGCCGGUUAUUGUAGGCCAAUUUCUGGACAGUGACCCUAACGUGUUCCUUUAUGUCUGUCUUACGACUGUAGCGUUGUGUGCGGUUAUUUUCGCUUCUAUGUACAUCUACGUAAGAAGAGCGCGACGCCGAAGCGAUGACAAAGAACUGCUAGUAAACGAAGCUGAUAGCGAGCAUAACGACAGGUUUCAAUAGGCCUUGGAGGUUUGCCUCAACAUCUGUUAUGAUACCGCGACCUAAAGUGAACAACGAGUGGACCUUAAUUUUCGCAUCGAAUCGGCAAAGCAGUUUUGAAGCGACAAUAUAUGACAGCCUUGUAACGUCCGUUGCAAGCUAUUCAGCAGAUAUUUUAGCAGAAAGUGACGCGAACAUUCCCCAAAUACGGCAAUUCUAGAAGACUCUGCAACCAUUUAUAGACUUGCAUUCACGUAUGCGCGCCACUAGUGCUCUUCCUCUCCCCAUCCGUCUUUUUAUCCCUAUAUCUCGUUUGCUCUGUGUAGGGUAGCAAACGGCACGUUGGUGUGGUUAACCUCCCCAUCUUUCUUUUCUUUAUCCUCCUGCCUCUAGCUCUUUAGCGCCAAUACAGCGUUUGUGUAAAUAAAAUGUAAAUAAAAUCGUUGCUAGUGCGAGAAGGGAAGAUCUUCGGGCAGUAACUACAUUUGCACUUCGGCCUUAUUUUCUUUCCAGUCCAAGAUGAUCUUAUCAGAGCUGGCUGUAAUGCUGCGGUGGUAAGUAAAGGUAUACAACCUAAGAAGUCUUAUAAACGUGAGCCUCUCAUAAUAAUAACCAAUUUUCAGCAAAACGUCCUCAUUUUUCCCGCCUCCCGCUCAACCUUUUCCAGCGCGUCACUCUAACCUUAACGAAAUUGCUAUGUGCUCAUCGAAAGGUAACGAUACACGCGCAAGCCCUCUCCGCCUCACCAAUCAACCAACAUUCACAGAUUUGGAAUACGUUCCAGGUUCCAGUUUUGUCAUUAAAAAAUGUUAUGUAAUAAAAACAAUGGCUCGUAUGUUCUUACAAGCACGAAAAGUAAAGUCCUCGCUCAACACAGCGUCAUGCGUUGUCAUUUUCAUUUCACUUUUUCCUAGCUUCGAAAUGUAUUUUUGUGUUUUCUUUAUCACCAGCCACGAAAGCUGUACUGCCGCUUUUGUUCAGCCUUAGUGAAGUUAUAAGCUGAUUAUGACAUCCUCCACCGUAACUAAAUAUGUGCCUGUAUAAGUUUGCCACAUUCAAGUGUUAUCAAUACAGCAUGCAUACAGCAUACCUUUACCGUACCGCGUACCAGAAUGUGCAACGAGUUUGUAUCAGGUUGUAUAAUCUUUCAGUGGAUUGUAAGUAAUGCUUCGAACACUGGCAGUAGAGAAAAACUGGCUUUUUCGCCGAUAAUAUAUUUACUCGAACACGCGUAGGAAAUAUUGCAAUACUCAGCUACCAGACACUUAUCUGAAAUGUACUCAGAAAUUGAAUUAUGGAAGUAAGAGCAUAUGAUUUAAAUGGAGUAUUGAGGCCGGGAAGUGUUCAAGGUGGCUUCGCGCCUACGCCCGGCUGUGUGAUGAAACCCAUUAUAUCCUGGCUAGCUAGGAGAAGGGGGGGUCAGUAAAGGCAGGGAGGUUGACUACAAUUUCUUUAUGUGGCCACCAGAAAGAGACACAAUAGCAGAAAACAGGUUAAUGAGUUUGCAAUAGGUGAAGCGCCAAUAGUGACGGGCACAUAAUUCCUCUCCCUGUCUUUCCUCACCAGUAUUGGUGCUUCACCUAUUGAAAGCUAUGCACCAACUAGCCCCACAACGUGUUUUACUGCAGUAGGUUAAUGAGAGCGAAGUCGUUGAUUCCGAAGGGCAUGCGCACAUAUGUCGAAGCGCUGACUCGACGCUUGCAGGUGUUUUGUAUUUUCAGCAGCUGAAUCCAUCUCUUGUCGCCAGUUGAAACGUUGCUAUUGAUGCUUUCUGUACUCCUGUAUCAUUUUAUACGGUUUGCGUCAAAUAAAAAUCAAAUAAAAACUAA
Messenger RNA from Dermacentor andersoni, 3340 nucleotides. RefSeq names its product sodium-dependent glucose transporter 1A-like. The record is from RefSeq and is a predicted model, not a curated record. Lineage: Eukaryota; Metazoa; Arthropoda; Arachnida; Ixodida; Ixodidae. Gene Ontology annotation, molecular function: D-glucose transmembrane transporter activity. Gene Ontology annotation, biological process: transmembrane transport.